AUGAUCACAACCAAGGAUGAGUUCACUCUAUUUACCAAGGGAACCUCAGACACAAUAGAGAAUAUCACUGAUCAUCCAGCAGGAGUGAUAGCCCAGUUUCUUUUGAAGAAACAUGGAGAUGAGGCCAAUGCCAGAGGAUAUGAACACAAGGUGAUGCAAAGGGUGUGUUCCAGUUGGGAGACUCUUCACACAGAUCUUCAGAAGCACAAAAUGCUUGAACUUGAAGAUGCAAACCAAGAGAUAUAUCAACAGCUGCUCAACAGUAGCAAGGCAUGGUGGACAGUCAUGAGGCUGUUCAAGGUCAAACAUUUGCACACAAAGUUUGAGCUGCUAGUGCCAAAGGAGUUUGGAGACUGCCAAGAGAGUGGAACACUGGGCAUAUCAAGUCAGACCCCUGGUGUUGUUGCUGUUAGGCAGGAUACUUUUGCAGCAAAUCUUCAGGAAAGUGAUGUGGAUGACAUGGAGGAUAGCUCUUACCAUGAGCAAUCCAAUCAUUGGCACACAACAAUGCCAAGCCUUGAAGAUCAUAGUGGUGACCAGGGUCAAGUUACUGGAUCUCAUGGUGGAUAUGAUCAAAUAGAAGGUGUGGAGGUGGACCAUGAUAUUGAGGGGGUUGACACACACCAAGAUGCAAGUGAGGAUGGAGGUGAUAAUGAAGCUGAUGCAAGACUCCAGCAAGGUGGUGAUUGGGAACUAGACAAAUCCAUCCUGAAAGUCAUUGCCAGUGCAGAGUCAAUGACAAAAGAAGAAAACAGAGGCUUGGCUGAACUCCUGGAUCAAAUCACAGAAAGUCAUAAAGAUGGAGACAUGCAAUACUUGGUGGAUGCAUUACUAGCAAAAGGAAAGCAUGUAUCAACCAAGCUAAAGAAGGUGGUAAGCGUGACAGAAGAGGUCAUGUUGCAAAAGCAGGUUUGGUCCCAGCUGGUUGUAUUUUCCUCAUUUUAUAACAAGUUUUGCAGACACCAGCAGUAA
This is a messenger RNA of Rhizoctonia solani, 972 nucleotides long. RefSeq lists its product as uncharacterized. The transcript is spliced from 5 exons. The coding region runs from base 1 to 972 and encodes 323 amino acids. NCBI's taxonomy places the organism in Eukaryota, Fungi, Basidiomycota, Agaricomycetes, Cantharellales, Ceratobasidiaceae. The record is from RefSeq and is a predicted model, not a curated record.